Molecule: messenger RNA, 798 nt
Organism: Insectozyma verbasci
Lineage: Eukaryota; Fungi; Ascomycota; Pichiomycetes; Serinales; Debaryomycetaceae
Source: the annotation of a GenBank genome assembly
AUGGAUUUAACUGAACAUUUUAAGUGUAUGGCUAUCACUACAUUUAUAGGUUAUAAAGCACUAUUAAACAAUGAAACACCAGUAGCUUGUAUUAUAAAAGAUAUUAAGACUAACAAGAUAAUAAGUAUUGGUUAUAAUUAUACUAAUAAAUCAUUAAAUGGUACUCAACAUGCUGAGUUUAUAGCAUUACAACGAUUUAAAAACAAGAAUAUAAAUUAUAAUGAUUUAGUAUUAUAUGUCACUGUUGAACCAUGUAUUAUGUGUGCUUCAUAUUUAAGACAAUUACGUAUUAGAAAAGUAUAUUUUGGUUGUGGAAAUGAUAGAUUUGGUGGGAAUGGUACUAUACUAUCCAUACACAGUGAUAAUUUACUCAAUUCUACAUAUCAGAGUAUUUGUGGUAUAUGUCGAACUGAAGCUAUUCAAUUAUUGAGAAAUUUUUAUAUUCAAGAAAAUGAAUCGGCCCCGACGCCAAAAUUAAAGAAGAAUAAAGAUAUAGAGAGUAAGUUGUUUCCACCGAAUCAAUUUACAAUAACCAAAGAAGAGUUUAUUUACAAUCUUGGAGAGGAACGAUUGCGUAUAUUUGAAGAUGGGAGUCUUGAAUUGACUCCAAGAUUGAAUGAAGGUUAUAAUGUUAAAGAUUUCUUGAAACUAGAAGAAUUAAAACGAAUACCAUUUUUAGAACAAGAAUUAGGAGACAUUACUCAACAACAAAUAGACUCUUUUGGUUCCUUAUUCUAUAGUAUUGAAGGUGAUGGUUCUAUUAACUAUGAAAUGGUAGUUCUUAAAUAUACGACAUAA